Coniosporium apollinis CBS 100218 is the source of this 1257-nucleotide messenger RNA. RefSeq lists its product as uncharacterized. The transcript has a single exon. Lineage: Eukaryota; Fungi; Ascomycota; Dothideomycetes. Gene Ontology annotation, cellular component: cytoplasm. The record is from RefSeq and is a predicted model, not a curated record. Bases 1 to 1257 code for a protein of 418 amino acids. Gene Ontology annotation, molecular function: oxidoreductase activity; nucleotide binding. Gene Ontology annotation, biological process: NADPH regeneration.
AUGUCGAGCCCGAGGAAGCUGCGCGUCGGCGUUCUCGGAGCCGGCGAAGUCGCCCAAGUGAUACACCUCCCUACGCUCUCGCUCAUGUCCCACCUGUACACGAUCGAAGCCAUCUGCGACAUCUCUCUGAAAAACGCCGAACAUUGCGCCCAUAAGUUCCACAUCCAUCUCGCCACGUCCAAUCAUGAAGAGAUUAUCAACCAUCCUUCUAUCGACCUCGUCUUCAUCCUCACAAGCGAUGAAUAUCAUGAGCCCUUAGCAAUUGCGGCGCUAAAAGCUGGAAAGCACGUCUUCGUUGAGAAGCCCUUGACACUGUCGAUCCCGUCGGCGAAAAGGAUGAUAGCGGCGGAGAAGGAAGCUGGUGGACCGAGGCUGUUUGUUGGGUACAUGCGGCGCUACGCGCCCUCUUUCGUGAACACGUUCAAGCGCGAGAUAGAACAUAUGAACUGGAUUCACUACGCACGCGUCAGAGACUUUAGCGGUCCGAAUAAGUUCUUCGUAGACCAAUCUGGAACGUUUCAGGUCAAGAACACUGAUUUUCCCGCUGGCGCUGCCGAAGAGCGGAAGAAGCUCCUGAACACAAUGUUCGAUGAAGCAUUUGAGGGCAGGGAAGUCACCGAGGAGAAGAAACAAUAUUGCCGAUUCCUCAACAGUCUGGGAAGUCACGACAUAUCGCUGAUGCGGGAAGUGCUUGGGUCACCUGAAAGCGUGGCGGGCGUGUCAGUGCAUCCGCCUUUCUACUCUGCUAUCUUCAACUUCCGAAUGAAGAGGGCCUCCUACCGUGGAGAACCUUUCGCCGUCACGUAUGAGAGUGGUAUUGACACUGUUCCCGAUUUUGACGCGCAUUUAGCUGUGUAUGGAAGCAGGGGCGGCUGGGUCCCCGAUUCCAGGCGAGUCGAGAUCAAGUAUCAAAGUCCCUACGUCAAGGGACUACCAAUUGUGGUCAGGGUUGAUGAACAGGAUUCGAGAACCAAAGAGAUGACGAGCAAAGAGAUAUUGUCAAGCUACGAAGACGCGUACACAGCCGAGCUGCGGGAGUUAUACGAAUGCCUCGUAGAGGGCAAGCAGAUCAAGACGAGCGCCGCGGAUGCGUUGAGGGAUCUUGAGAUCUUUGACAUGAUGUAUAAGAAGUACGAAGAGAUCAAGGCUGGAGCUGAUCAAAGGACUCGCGCGUACUUUGCUGCGAAAGAAUUGAAGCAGCCGAUGAAAUCCGAAUAUUCCGGCGACGAUAUGGAGAUGGAUAGUCGAACCCGUUGA